GACCCCGAACGCACCAGGAAACCGCUGCCCGAGAUGUGAUUUUCUCUCACCCCGAUCUGUGCUCUCCUCUGGGUUUUCAAAACCCGCACAUCCAGGGAGAGGGAAUUGGAGAUAGGAGCUUCGGCCCCGAGGUUGGGCCGACGCUCUAUGCGGCGACGAACGGCGUGGACCUGAGAGCGUUCGGUGGCCCCCAGCCGCCUGCGGACCCUUCCGUCUCGUCAUGGCGAGAUUAUGGGUCGGCCUGGCAGGCGCUGGCUUCUUUGUUGCAUUACUGGUUUUGCAUUCGCGUUUUUGUGGCUCACCGACCCCACUACGUCUCCAAAUAAUUUGCAGGUUUUAAGGAAAUUUGCUUUUCAAGUUUCCUGGACAACCGAGGAAAUUCUUUACCGGCUGGAUGUGGGAUGGCCUAAUCGUCCAGAAUACUUUACUGGAACGACAUUUUGUGUUGCAAUUGACUCCCUCAGCGGAUUGGUUUACGUAGCCCAGAGAGGGGAUAACAUCCCAAAGGUAUUAGUGUUCACAGAGGAUGGAUAUUUCCUACGAUCCUGGAAUUGUACAGUUGACACACCUCAUGGUAUAUUUGCAGCCAGUACACUACAUGAACAGUCUGUCUGGAUCACGGAUGUAGGAAGUGGAUCCUAUGGUCAUACUAUUAAAAAAUACAAUUCCUUUGGUGAUCUUGUUCAAGUGUUGGGUACCCCAGGCAAGAAAGGCACUGGUUUGACUCCCCUACAGUUUGAUAACCCCGCAGAAUUGUACGUAGCCGACACAGGAGAUAUUUACAUCGUGGAUGGAGACGGAGGAUUGAAUAACAGAUUGAUCAAAUUGUCCCAAGAUUUUAUGAUACUUUGGCUGCAUGGAGAACGGGGGACAGGGCCUGCCAAGUUCAACAUACCUCACAGCGUUACAGUUGAUUCGGCUGGUCGGGUAUGGAUUGCUGACCGAGGAAAUAAAAGAAUUCAAGUAUUUGAUAAAGACACUGGGGAGUGGUUAGGAGCAUGGACUAAUUGUUUCACAGAAGAGGGACCUUCUUCAGUCAGAUUUACUCCCGACGGGAAGUACGUGAUCGUAGCCCAGCUGAAUCUCAGCAGGGUCUUACUGGUGGCCGCACCCCCAGUGGGAAGCAUUGGCAACUGUUCCGUGAUCAACACAAUCCAACUAGCAGACCAGGUUUUACCUCAUCUCUUAGAUGUCAGCGGGAAGACUGGAGCAAUCUAUGUAGCAGAAAUCGGAGCAAAGCAAGUGCAAAAAUAUGUCCCAGUGGAGGGCUAUUUUCCUUCGUUCACACAUUCGUAAUGGUUCUUUUCCCGGAGAUGUUUCAAGUGGAAGUUCAGAUUCUCAAAUUCAUUGUCAUGUCCUUACAAAUCACGUUCAGGCACCAGUAUUUGUUUCUUUAUUUUCCCGUGAUCUAGUGAUGAGAAGAAUUUGUUCUUAUAUCCUUCAGAACCGUAUGUUUUGUUGCUGUUCUCCUGACUUAGUUUUACUUGUAAGUGCAUAAGGCUAUUUUAACGAAGGAAAUGUAAUUCUAAAAAAUGGGGUCUGAAAGAGGGACUAAGACCAUAAGGUAGGUAUUUGCCCAGGAAGACUAAUCCUCCCUGGGAGGAAGAGGGAAAGGAAUAAAAACGGGUUUUGCAGGAUAUGUUGAACUUCACGUGAAGGACUACAAACCUCACCUUCUAUAAAAUGUACCUUUUGAGCGAUUAAGUCAGAUGGGCUCUUGAUCAAUGAGUACCCACAGGAUGCUAGCUCCUAAAGAUUCAGAGAGGAAGAAUCAGGACUUACCUGUGUGAGCCUGUUCAGUAGCAUCUAGUCCAGUGGGAGACAAGUGUGCAAACUGAUACAAGCGUGUCAGCAGGCCUCAAGCGUGUCUUAUAGGAACAUCACAUCUGACUGAGAGAAUCCUGGAGAUUUUGCAGGGAAAGUCCAUUCGAGCUCCCAACUUGAGAAACCAAAGAGGGGAAAACAAGGUGGUCUAAAUGGACAAGUUGUAAAAAGUUACAGACUUGCUGAGAACCCUGAUAGGCUUUCUUUUAAAAGGCCAGCUUGGCCUGGGUCCUUUAGCUGGAAGAUACUUCGUCUCAACCUCUAAAUGUAGGAAUAAGACAGCAGGCAUUUAAGCACUUUACUGAAAGGGAUCUUUACAAGUACUAACUGGGAUGUUUUUUAAUUAAAGGUACGACUGAAAAUAGGGCCCUUCAUUCCUUUUUUCCUCCUUCCCUCCCUCCCGACCUCCCUCCCCUUCCUUAUCUUCUUUUUUUAAAACAUGAACUCAGUUCAUUCCUAACAUCUGUCUACCUCAAAGAAGUUUUAGAAUUGUAUAUAUGGGGAUCUGUUAAGGUGAAUAAUUUCUUAGCUUUCUAUUUCUACGUCUCUCUACCCUUUGGUCUGAAUACCAGAUGAAAGACCAUCUUUUCGGUUCUAGUUUAUUCUGGGUUCUGUUCAGACCUCGCCGUAUGAUGAUGUCAACUCAUUCGUCCCCUUCUUCUUGUAUUCACCUCCCUCCUUAUCCCGGACUUGCACUGUAAAUCGUGUAGCAUGUGAGAAAUCUUGAGCUGACUUUCCUCAUCACCCAUUGUAGCUGCCGUCUGUUUUCCAGACCUCAAGGAAUUCACACUAUUUUGAUGCUCCGAUCAUAUCUUGACACAGUUAGAAAGUUAAAUCUACCAACAGGAAACUGUCCUGUGUUCCAAGGCCUUUGAUAAGUGUGUUUGUGCCACUGACCAAGCUGUAUGAUCUUCAGUGAGUCUUCUUAGUUUUUCUCCUUAGUAAAAUGGGAGCAUCAUUUCCUUCCUCCUUCAGAAAUGCUGCAAGGAUCAUAUGUACGACAGAUACAAAUGUGCCCUUUGAAAUCUAAGCUCCCAGGGCAUUCGAGGCAGAAAUUCUUAAACAGAGAUCCUUCCAGCUGCUUAAUUUACCUGAUAGCAACUGUCCAGUUUGCCUUAAUUUUGCGUUGAGUGCUUUUUUCAAAACCUAUCGUCGUGAACUUUAUGCAGCUUAGCAAAUAUAGUAAAUUUAUUUGGAUAGAAGGAAGUGAUUUGAGAGUUUUGUUUUGUUUUGUUUUUAAGCCAGGACAAGAAGUGAAAAAAAAACCUCUUAGAAGGAAUACAGGUUAGGUAAACUGAUCUUGUCAUUUUAAAAAUGUUAUAGUUAACUUUGUUUUAUGCCAGUUUUUUAUAAAACUUGUUGAAAGUAUUGUUGCCAUAUAUCUUGCUAAAAGUGUUUAUUAGCAUACUUGUAAUCAUAGUAUUUCACUUUUUUCCUUUGGGUUAAUUGGUUAAAUGAUUGAGAAAAUGUGUUGUAUUUUGACUAAAAAAUAUGAAUUAAACUUUUGGAAAGAAAAGGCAGUA
Molecule: messenger RNA, 3347 nt
Organism: Panthera uncia (snow leopard)
Lineage: Eukaryota; Metazoa; Chordata; Mammalia; Carnivora; Felidae
Gene: NHLRC3
Product: NHL repeat containing 3
Exons: 8
Coding region: 232-1296 (354 amino acids)
Biological process (GO): protein polyubiquitination; proteasome-mediated ubiquitin-dependent protein catabolic process; negative regulation of translation
Molecular function (GO): ubiquitin protein ligase activity; translation repressor activity; protein binding
Source: RefSeq, a predicted model, not a curated record